AUGUUUUCUUCGAAACGAAAAGGGUCCAAGAACAGCCCUGUUUGCGAGGAGAAAAAACACUCCGGCUACUUCUCUGGCACCAGUGGCACCACCACACCCACAACCUCAGCACUCGAUACGUCUUUGGGUCAGAUGUUCGACAAGCUUCGUGAUGAUUCAAGAGAUGAGAAGGACACGAUGGGUGUUGAGUCGACCAUGGCCUAUCUUGAGAAUCUUGGCGUAGACCUCGAGAACGCCGAGAUGCUUGUAGUCGCAGAGCUUCUUCAGUCGCCAUCUAUUGGCGCGAUUACGAAAAAAGGCUACAUUGAUGGCUGGAAAACAACCGGCUCCGCGACGCGUCAAGCGCACGCCGCGCACGUCAAGUCUCUGGUCAACACACUCGCCACUGAUCCCGCUUACUUCAAAAAAGUUUACCGCUACACCUUUGUCGCUAGCAAGGAGGAGAACCAGAAGGCGCUAGCUCUCGACACAGCAAAGGUCUACUGGAGCGUCUUGUUCUCGCCACCAGGCUGGCAAUGGAAGACCAAGUCUCAUGACUGGCUCGAGUUGUGGUCGUCAUUCCUUGACGAGAAGUGGACUCGUUCUGUCAACCGCGACAUGUGGAACAUGAUUCUCGAGUUCGCCACCAAGACUAUGUCGGACGAGACCUUGUCCUUCUGGAACGAGGACGGUGCCUGGCCGAGUGUUAUUGACGACUUCGUGGCUUGGUGCAGAGAAAAGGGGGUUGGAAAGGCCGAUUCCGCUCUUAUGGACGUUGACGCUUAG
Colletotrichum siamense is the source of this 765-nucleotide messenger RNA. RefSeq names its product Defective in cullin neddylation protein 1 (gene DCN1). The record is from RefSeq and is a predicted model, not a curated record. Bases 1 to 765 code for a protein of 254 amino acids. NCBI's taxonomy places the organism in Eukaryota, Fungi, Ascomycota, Sordariomycetes, Glomerellales, Glomerellaceae. Gene Ontology annotation, molecular function: ubiquitin-like protein binding; cullin family protein binding; ubiquitin conjugating enzyme binding. Gene Ontology annotation, biological process: positive regulation of ubiquitin-protein transferase activity; protein neddylation. The transcript is spliced from 4 exons. Gene Ontology annotation, cellular component: ubiquitin ligase complex.